Molecule: messenger RNA, 1222 nt
Organism: Blepharisma stoltei
Lineage: Eukaryota; Ciliophora; Heterotrichea; Heterotrichida; Blepharismidae
Source: the annotation of a GenBank genome assembly
AUGUCAGAUUUUAUUAUCACUCCAACAAUGUUUAAACACAUAUUCGGCCAAGCUACAAUUCAAUGUGCUAUAAUAUUCGCAAUGAUGUUUGCUGGGGAAAAUUUUAUUCCUGAAUAUGGGAAUGGAAAAAGCAUUUAUUACAACCCAAGCAGUGAAGAUUAUGUAAAAUCAGGAAGAGACUACAAUUUCAAAGGUGACAAAGAUUGCUAUUGAUUAUACAAUAAUACAGAUAUAGGCCCAAGCAGGAUGGUGACUUUUAUUUUCAAUGUUUUCGUCUUAUUUCAGCUUUUUAAUGAAAUAAACUGUAGGAAAUUGCAAGACGAGACUUGUAUUUUAUCAAAUAUAACCAAAAACUGGCUUUUUGUAUUUAUCUGGUUUGUUAUAUUUUGGGUUCAAGUCAUUAUGGUAGAAGCUGGCGGUUGGGCAAUGGGCUGCCAUUUGGACGGAUUUACUGUUGAGCAAUGGUUUAUUUGUAUUGCAUGGGGAUUAGUGCCGAUUGUGUCAAGAUGGCUGAUUAUUUUAAUUCCAUUUAAAGAUAAAAUACUUGUUUUACUACUUACUCUCCUCCUCCGUGAGUGAAUAAAAAAAUUUUGUUCACUCACGGAGGGAGGUUAAUUUUUUUUUUUAAAAACAUUUACAUAUAAAUUUUAUUAAAAAUUGUUUUUUCGAAAUUUAAAAAAAUCCUAAUUUGCAAAAAUUCGGAAUCAAAUAUUAAUUUAAUUUAUAAAAGUUAUGUUUUAAGUGAAAAGCUGUUUAAAAUUAAGCAGAAUUAGCUCGAGAUUUCAUUAUACUAAUUAUCACUUAUAUAUUAAAUUUUCUAUUACAAAAAUAUUUUUGUUCACUCAAAGAGGGUGGGUUUUUGGCAAAACACAUAGGGAUUUUUCCAAUGGUUUUUUUUCACUCACGGAGGGGGGAAUUAGGUCUUAGUUUUAGUCUUAGUUAAAUUUAUAGAGUAGCUCUCGGCCAGGACCGAAGGUCCUUUUCUUCCGCCUUUUGGACACCUCUCUUGCCCUGCUCCCAGUGUGCACCUAAGUGUCACAGGCUACCACUCAGCUCCUUCCGGCCAUGGGGCUUGGUCAUGCUAUCCCGGAAGUAGGCGGACUGGGUCACCGUGCUUCACGUCGCCAGACUAAGGUUAGAGCUAAGGAUUAACUCCUUAGCUCUUGUCGGCUCCUGCCAUGAAGUAGCAACCAUUCAAUCAGCUUUUGCCACAAGGUCUUAG